AUGUGCGCGGCGACACGUUACCACACGUCGCGCUAUGAUUACAUCACGCGUUCGUUGCGAUUCGGCGCAUGCGCGAGUUUCAAGACACUACCGGUUUGCAGACACGCCCACAGUGUAGGGUGGGAAUCCAGUAUGGCGGCGCCCGUGGUCAGGAGUCUGGAGCCUGUGCAAAUGAGGUGACUGCGCAAAUUUAGUAGAUUUCCUGAUAUUUGCUAAGCUACAUUGUGUACAACUGAACCAAUGCUGUUACAGCAGUGAAUUUUGUCAAAACUUUAAAAAAAAAAAUAUAUUUUUUUUUUAAUGGGUAUUAUAGCUCAUUGCUGGAUUAUUAUCACCAGUUAUACACAGCUGCUUAGGAAUUGAAUGUGAUGGCUGUGAAUACUCAUUCAUUUAUUUAUUUAAAAAAAAAAAACAUUUUUUGACAUGAAUUCAAUGGUUGGUUAAGCACAUUGCAUGUCUACAUAGUUUGUCCUUAGAUGUACACAAUCUAUCUGUAGCAGUCUUGUGCUGCUAAUAUGAUGGUAUUCAAAUGUUUAACAUCUUCUUUGGCAAGUUUGGUUUGUGGGGAAUUCAGUCUUGGAUAUGACAUUAAAAGAACUGUCUCUAAUGUUAGCAAUAUAAACGUAUAUCCCAUCCUAAGAUUAGUGGUGUGCUAGCUUGUUGGAGUAUUGGACCCCCAAUUCCUUGGACGCACUGAUGAUCAUCAUUCUGAUGAACUCAGCCAAUCCAUUUUAUCACAGUGAUUGCUCUCAUUCUGAGUAUGAAGAUGGCAAACCUCUGUCCUGUAAAGAAUGCAGGACCGCACCAGGAAUCCCCUUGAGUGUCUGUCUAAAUGACAGCCAACAGAGGUGGCCUUAUAAAGCAAAGCAAACACUAGCAGUGUCUAGACCACAGGAACAGUCACUUUGACCCUGAACCUCUACAUUAAGCUGGAAUUGUUUUGGUGCUUAGGGUGUCCCUUUACAUUAGAUGUGUAGUUUAUACCAAACAAAAAAAAUAAUUUGCAAACAGAUAAUAAAUAUAAAAACAAUUAAAAAUUAAUGAUUAUACUUGUAUUCAACUAUUGUUGUUUUUUCAAUGUAAUUUCUUGGACUACACCUUUGGGGUCUGAGUGGAUUGUGUGCCAUCUAAAAGGAUAACUAAUAGUCUCUCCCCCGUGCUUUCCUUUUUGCAGUUUCUUGUCAUUCCACAUGCAUAAUGCUUUUCACUUUGCCCCUCAGACUAUUUUCAAAUACCAUCAGAUGUGUCAUGUAAUUUUGACAACACUGUCAAUUCUAUAAGCAUGUGUCUAUAUGUACAAUCAGACUAACAUGGAUGUGCAUUGUAGUGGGUUAUAUAUGUAUAUUACUGUUUUUUUUUAGUUGAGACAUAUUUCAUAUAUACAAAUGAUACGUAUGAUAAAAAAUUAGUGUCGGCUCAUAGUAAAUAGGAAAAAAUAAAUCGUGUUAUGCUAACGUAAAACAGUAUGUCAAAAAAGAAAUAGCAGAAUUUACUCACAAAUAUAGUGUCCCUCAGACUGGGCUCUCAGUAAUCACAUCAGUGGCUCAUUAACCCCUUAAGGACCAAACUUCUGGAAUAAAAGGGGUCAUGACAUGUCAUGUGUCCUUAAUGGGUUAUAGGAUACUCUUUUGUCUACGUGGGGAAUCAUCCUUAAGAUGGAUUUAAUAAGACCAUAAGGAAAAUAAAGAUACAAUAGUGUGGACUGUAUGACAAAGCUGCUGCAAUAAAAGUUGUAGUGCAAUUUGAAUCGGAGCCUAAAGGUUGUUGGUGUCAGGCACAACCUUAAAAAACCUGCAGGACAGGGAAACACAUUCAUAUAGAAAAUAUUAAACUUCAGUUGGUAAUAAAUAGCAAAGUAAUUAUAAAUUACAUUUUCUUCCUUCUUCUAGUGUAGACUUAUUUUCUGUUUAUGAAUUUUAAAAAAUAGAAUUUGUAGUAAAACACCCACUUUAACAAAUGUAUUUAUGUUGUUGUGCUGAUUUCACUCUGUGGUAAAGCCAAGUGCCAUUAGUCUUGGACCAUAUUUAGGUUUAUGUGAAUGUCUCAGUGAUAUUUUUUCUCUCUCUUCAAAGUAUUACAUUUUUCAUUUCUCUAACAUGCUAAAUGAAAUGUGCCAAUUAUGUCCUUCUUUUGUACAUAUAGUGAAAAUUCUUAGGCAUAUUUUAUUUAGUUUAUUUUCAUAUCUGAUUUCAUAAUUUUACGUCUGAAUUCAGGUUACACUCAACUUAUGCAUCAUAUGUAAAAUGUGCUAUGCUGCAUUAUUUCUCUUAAAUAAUUAUUCUUGUCAUCGUGAUGUGUUUUAUUUAUUUUUAAAUUACAGUCAUAAGAAAAAACGAGCUUAUUUGAAGAAAGAAAAACGAAGAAAAAAGAGGCAGGCUCUUGCAAAAUUAAGAGAUUUAGGUAAAAUGGUUUAUCUUUUUUAAUUAUUAUUUUAAAAUAUAAAUUCACUUCUCUGUUUUGUAUGGUUAAGGACCAACUGAUGUCACUCACCUCUACAAUUUCUAAGAUGCACAUUUGCAUUGUUACUGAGAUCUUAAUGGUGUUUUCUGUUUUCCUGUUGGUUCUUUAUUUUGUAAAGAUAUAUCUAAUUAGAACCAUAAUGUGUAGCUAUUGGGUGUGCAUAAAUAUACACAUUUUGAAGUGUGCAUCUGUCAUGGCAGAUUCCACUUUACAGAGCAUAAAACAUGCAGGUCAUAAGCAGCUGUAUGUACUGCUAACCUGCCUUUAAGUGACACGACUUCAGGCAACUCAUAAUGACCAAUUCCUAACUCCUUUUUGAGUGAGUAGCAAGCAGUCUUUGAAGGAACACUAUAGGUCAGGAACACAAACAUGUAUUCUUGACCCUAUAGUGCAAAACCCACCAUUAAGGUGGCUUGCCCCCCUUAAAAGCAUAUAAACCUCACCUUAUUUCCAGCGCCCUGCCGGCACUGGCCUCGCCCCCUUGGUGACAUCAUCAGAAUAGCAGAUUUUUAGCCAAUCCAAUACUUUCCCAUGGGGAAAGCAUUGGAUUGGCUAAAAUUGGCAAUGGGCGGGGCUAAACACUGUUUUGGCCAAUCAGCACCUCCUUAUAGAAAUGCAUUGAAUCAAUGCAUCUCUAUGAGGAAAAUUUUGCGUCCCCAUGCAGAGCGUGGGGAGGCUGAACGGCAGAGCUGCCUACUGUGCAGCACUGAGCCAGGAAGCACCUCCAGUGGCAAUCUGAUGAGUGGCCUCUUGGAUGUGUCCCUAGAGCAAUGUAUUGUUUGCAUGAAAAUGCCUGAAGGCAAUGAUUGUACUCACCAGAACUACUACAUUAAGCUGUAGUUGUUCUGGUGACUAUAGUGUCCCUUUAAAGAACACUCUGGCCAUCUUAACCACUAUAGCUUAUUGUUAAGAAUCAAGGAGUAUUUGGGUGCCAUCCUCCUGUUUUGUCAAACUUUUUUCUAGUGGUUUGACAAAAGUUCUCUAAUCUCAAAGCCAGGCUUUUCUGCUUGUCAUGUGUCACCUUUGUACCAGAAAACCAUCCAAACAUGAAUUAAAAAUUGAAGACUAUCCCAUAAUCCUCUACAACAUGAAUCUCUAGAGCAUGGGCUUUUUGCCAAUCUACUGCCUUUAAUAUUCAAAUACUGAUUUAAGAAUACAUUUUACAUAAUGGUUCAGAAUAUAAAAUAGUUAAAGGUGUCAAAAGAAUCAGCCUGUUUAUUGUAACAAGUGGUCUGAUGGCAUGAUGGCACUCUCCUUCCUCCAAACAGUAAAAGAAGCUUCAAAGGUCAUUCUCUUUAUAAACGUCACUAGACUUGUACACAAAUCCUGUUCACCUGUGCUGAAUGAAUCAGAUACCUGAUAAUAGCUGAAUUAAUUGAUUAGUUUGUCCAGCGAUUAAUAGGUGUGGCAGUCACUCCGAGAGAGCAGGGGUAUCCACCACCAGAGAUGUCCAUUUCCCCUAGUGUGGGUAGUGCUGUAGUAUUCCCAAGUCGAUCUCCAAGCAGGCAAUGGAACCAGUAUAGCUGUACAGCUCUUAUAAAAGCUAGUGGUUAUAGCCGGUCUAGCUGUUUCCUACAAUCACAAGACGAGGCUGCAUGUUGAGGGUGAAGUGAACUGAUUUUAAUGGGACCACACUUGGCUUUUUAUAACAAUCCCCAUGCAAGGGGUACUCCCACCUGGACCUGAUGGAAGACUGUAGGUCAAACUUACAGACCAAUGACAACGUUGUUAAAAUACAUGACAAUUCCAUACAUCUUAUACAAUCCCUCCCCUCUGUCUGGGAGAUAAUCGAGUCAAGUACUGUACUAACUCAAUUAUAUCCAGGCAAAAAAAGAACACAAUUUUACAGGCAACCCAAAAACUCACAUAAACCCCACAAAAAAGUAUAUCCCUUGACAGCCCCGAUCUGGGUGAGCAACAUAUCCAAUCGGUUCAGGAUUUUCAUGGAAGUCUUAUUUCUGACCGGUCGCACACGAGGCUCCUGCCAAAAGUAUUUCCAUGGAUUCAGGCUGUGCAGUCGGUCUCUUUCGGGAGCUUCAAACACAACAAAAUACCGAAAGUAGCAGUUCGUUGGAAAACUAAUCAUGUGCCCCUCGUUCGGGAGUUUUGUUACACCGAACGUCGUUCCAGAGACUCGAAAUGAACGUACUUGUGGCUGGAAGUCCCAGCGGUGUUCGUGUCGUUGAGUGGCCGAUUUUAGUUUCAAGCAUUUGACGACCAAACACCGCUGAAGGUGUUCGCGGAGUUAAGGUGGCUGCCACCUCGUGUUCGGCCAUACGAACGCCGGCCACCCAGCUGUCCCCUUAGUAUGUUAUUGAUUUUGUGGUUUUCGAAAGUGUGAAAGAGGUCAACCAGGUUAAUGAGGGGCACACGAAUGCACUGGGUGGUCGAUCCAUUCGGCGAAUUGUUCGGUUCACGAAUUAAGUUUUCCAUUUUGUUCAGUGGGGUUCAGAUCAAUUAAAUAACAGUGAUUCAGGGACAGGAAAUCUGUCACAAUAGGCUGGACAGGAUUUGUACACAGUUUUAAAAAUGCCAUAUUGAAGGCAAAUAAAGUUUUGAUUCUUCUUCUCAAUAAGCUUUUACAAUACAAUAUGCAAGCUAUUUUUUACCUUGCAGAAGAAAACAAAGAGGACAACAUUUCUGAAGAUGAACUGGAAGAUGAAAAUGUUAAUGAAAUUGAAAGGUAAUUAUUUAUUAUUAUUAGCAAACUUCAGUUUGCAUCUUUUCUCUCAGUAUAUGGGGAAUACAGCUGGGUUGUUCAUAAUGGAAUUUAUUUUUAACUUUCAAGCUAUUUUUCCCCUGUGGUACAUACCGUAUUUUUCGCUCCAUAAGACGCACUUUUUUUCCCCUCAAAAGUGAGGGGAAAUGUCUGUGCGUCUUAUGGAGCGAAUGUGAAGAUUUACUUACCUGUCUUGGAGCGUGGGCCGGCUUCACAGCGCGCUCCGCGGUCCAGGAACUUCUAUUUCAGGUUCCGGUUUCCGGCGGGACUGAAAGGAAGUGUGCACACUUCCUUUCAGUCCCGCCGGAAACCGGAACCUGAAAUAUUAGUUCCUGGACCGCGGAGCGCGCUGUGAAGCCGGCCCACGCUCCAAGACAGGUAAGUAAUUAUGGGACAAGGGGAGGGGGAGACACUAUGGGACAAGGGGAGGGGAGGAGACACUAUGGGACAAGGGAGGGGGACACUAUGGGAGACAAGGGAGGGGAGGAGACACUAUGGGACAAGGGGAGGGGGACACUAUGGGAGAAAGGGAGGGGAGACACUAUGGGACAAGGGGAGGGGGGGAGACACUAUGGGACAAGGGGAGGGGGGGACACUAUGGGAUGGGACAAUGGGAGGGGGGGACACUAUGGGAUCAGAACACUAAUGGACAAGGGGAGGAGGGGUUAAAGAACACUAUGGGACAGGGUAGGAGGGGUUAACAAUCACUAUGGGACAGGGUAGGAGGGGUUAACAAUCACUAUGGGACAGAGGAAAGGGGGGUUAAAGAUCAUUAUGGGACAGGGGAGAAAAAAAAAUAUUCUGAACAAACUGUCCCAUGGUAAGAAACACUAUGGAACAGUUUGUUCAGAAUAUUUUUUUUUCUGGGUUUCCUCCUCUAAAAACUAGGUGCGUCUUAUGGUGAGGUGCGUCUUAUGGAGCGAAAAAUACGGUAUUUGUUUUAUAACCGUAAAGCAAAACUGUAGGCAUCAUAACCACUGUAUUGAGAUUACAUGAUCCUGGUUCCAGGAGUCCCCUGGUGCUGUCUUACCUUAAGGUGCUAAACAGUUUUCAAGUAGUUUAAUACUGCAGAUGUAUCCCCAGUUGUCUGUCUACUAGCCCUCUCCCUGUGCUUAAGAUAAUGGAAACUGCCUAAAGCUUUUCAUUCCCACAAUAGCUCCAUCGCUUUCUGUUGGUUUUUUGUUUUUGUUUUUUUUAAUAACCUUUUACUCAAGAUGGACAGUCAUUGAUUGGUCUUUGAUUGUCCCUCCAUUGCUUGAGAUAAUUCUUUAACAUUUGCCCGAGCACUUAAAGAAGGACAGCGGGCGGGAGCGUGGGACACUUCGGUGUUAAACCGCGUGAAAACAGUUUACCUGAUGGUAACAUGCUGCCAGGGCACUCCAGAUAAAGUGGUUAUGGGGCCCAGAAUGUUCUUUAAAUAACCUUUUUUUAUGAAUGUGCAGACAUAUUUAAACAUCUUCACAAGAAGGGGUUAGGUUAAUCCUUCUAUAGCUGAACUGUUUAACAAUGUAUGUCAAUGUAUGUAUUUGUUUGCCUUAUUUUGUGUGAUAAGAAGAAAUGUGAAAAGGAAAGUUAUUAUGUAUACAUAAUAUUUCAUUUUUCCAACAGACAAAAACUUCAUGAAGAAUGGCUGCUUCGGGAGCAGAAAGCUCAGGAAGAAUUCCUUCUGAAAAAGGAGAGGGAGGAAGCUGUGAGAAAACGUGAAGAGGACGAGGUAUGGCAUGGUACACAACUUGUCCCUGUGUCAACAAUAUGAAGUAUAACUACGAUUUCUAAGAUACACAUUUGCAUUGUUAUUUAGACCCUACUGGUAGUUUCUGUGGUCCUGUUGGUUCUUAAUUUUGUAAAGAUGUGUGUGUGUAUGUAUAUAUAUAUCAAUAUAUAUUUUGCUCUAUUGGAUCACAAUAAUUUUAGUGUUCUGUUUAAUUUAUUUUUUGCUUUUUUUUCCUACUCUGUAGAGAAAGUUAAUAGAAGAAUGGCGAAAACAGGAAGAAGAAAAAGAGAAAAAUGAAAACCAGGAGCAACAACAGAAGAAGAAAGACAGAGAGGUGAUUCCUGCUCUUGGAGGAUAAACUCAUUCAUAUCCUAUUUCAGUUUUGCUGUCAUAGUACUGGUUAGAUAAUUUGUCAGUCUAUAUUAAAAGCCAUAGGAAGGUUUAUAUAUAUAUAUAUAUAUAUAUAUAUAUAUAUAUAAUAUAUAUAUAUAUAUAUAUAUAUAUAUAUAUGUGUGUGUAAUAUAUAUAUAUAUAUAUAUAAUGAUUUAUCAAAAAGCACACAUUACUUAAACAAGUAAUGCACAGAAUUUGAUAUAGGAUUUAUAUAUAUAUAUUAAGGACUCUUGUUCUCAGUGAAGUCCAGCACAAAUCCUAUGAAAGGUCAGGGGCUGUUAUUGCUCCCUCCUUGGUUCUGUUGAGUUAAUUUUAUUUAUUUAUAAAAUAUUUUACCAGGAUGGAUACAUUGAGCUUUCUCUCGUUUUUCAAGUAUGUCCUGGGUCCACGAAAUAUUGCAUUGAUAUGAUAGGUUACAAAAAAAAACACAAAACCAAUACUGCAGCACUCAUAUACGUGUCUUACAUGACACAAAAGAGAAUACUCUUAUAACUGCUGACACACAGUGCUGAUAGAUAUGCUUUAUUGCGACCCAGAUUCCCAUAGUUACCUACGCCACUUAACGGGACAGGUGGCUUACAAGCACAAACACUGUAUCGUUGCUACAUUACCACUUAUGUGUUGAACCAAAGCAUCAUUAUUUAUAGCCCUAGAAUUCACCACUGUUAAAAGCGGCCAACUCGUUAUAACUACCCAGCCCAUUAUAAAUAAAAAAUGUGCAAUGUUUGUUUCAGCCUAGUCUCUAGAUUGACAUGUUCAUUGUUAUGUCUCAUACAUAUGCUGUUGUGGCGUAUCCAAAUGUGUCUGUGCCACUGCUAUUGCACUGAAAAUAAAGAAUACAAAAAAAUACAAAAACAAUAUUCAUACACAAUAUAUACAAAAUUUAACAUAGUAGGAAAUAUAUAAUCAACCAUGACAGGUGCAUUCUGUUUUGAGGUAUGUAGAGAUGGAUCUCUUAAAUGACUUUAAGCUAGGGAAGGUGAGCGGGAGGUCGUUCCAUAAAUGCGGUGCUUUGUAGGAAAAGGAGGGUCGGGCUGCUUUCUUUUUGUAUUGAGGUAGACUGAAUAAAGUGCUGGAGCUUAUAGGAAGUGGGAACAGCCAAGGAGGGCAUUCUGCUCAGGUAGGAUGGGAGCUUCCCAGAAAAGCUCUUAAACACAAGGCUGGAAAGAUGAAGGGUGCGUCUGGAUUCCAUCGACAACCAAUUUAGUUAUUUUAGCAAAUCACAAUGGUGUGUCCUGUAAUUACAUUGUAACACAAAUUGGCAGAAUGAGUUAUACAAUGUAUUGAGUUUAUUAAUGUGGAUUUGCGGUGCAGGUGCAUAUACUACAUCCCCAUAAUCAAUGAUUGGCAUCAGCAUUUGCUAUACAAUCUUUUUCUUUACUUCUAGGGCUUAGGCAGGAUUUGUUUCUUUCCUGUGGUCGCUGCUACCACCCAGGAGUGAAUGGAGUGAGCGCAGGACUUAUCUUUUUGUAUUUGUAUUCACUUUUGGUAUCACACAGCUUUGUUACAAUGCUGCCACCCAUCCCAUGUGUUCCAUAUUAAGGGUUAAUAAGUAUAUAGGGGUGUAUAUAAAAAAUACUCCUCUCUGUCUCAUUAGAGAUAUCUUUGCCAGAAGCUGAAGGAAGCAAGGGGGGGGUCUGCCUUAAAGUUAGCAGACGGGCAUUCCUUCCAAUGGCCAUUGGAGUAACUAAAUGACCUCCAUUUGUUUAAAUAUACAUGGGGAUUUAGGAGAGAGCGCAGGUAACUUUUUUUUUCUUUGGUUUUUACUAUAUGUGUUGGGGCUGAUGUGUACUGUGGUCAUUGCUGCCGCCCAUGAGUGAUGGGAGUAAGCGCAGGUAUUGUAUUACGAUUUGUUUCUGUACAGGGCACCUAGUGCGGUAGAUUAGAUUUGCUUGCAUAGAUUACUGUCGUCUGCGUUAAUUUGAGGAUUUGCAGAUCAUUUAUAAAUAAUGUGAGUAGUAGGGGGCCAAGAACGGAACCUUGGGGAACACCACAUGUGACUAGGAGAGUGAGGGAGUCACUGUCAGAAAUGGACACAUAUUGCGUGUGAUCCGAUACAUAUGAUCGAAACCAGGUUAGCGAACAAUCACCAAUACCUGAGUUUUUGAGUUUGUGCAGUAGAAUGUCGUGGUCUACUGUGUCAAAGGCCUUUGCAAAAUCAAGGAAAAUAGCUCCAGUUAGGUCUCCUUGUUCCAUGCCAGUUUGGAUGAAUGUGAGCCAAGUGAACUGCACAUAUGCAUAUUUUUUUUUUUUGUUCACCUAUAGCAAUUGCUGAGUGGCUUUAUGCCAUCCAAGAUCCAUAAUGUGUGCAUUAUUGAAGCUUCAAAUAAAUCUUUAUAAGUUUUUUUAAGCAAUUCCAAUUGAUUGGCCUUUCAGUUUAACAGUGAUUAAUGGUUUGUUUUAUUCUUGGAAAUCUAGAAUGUACAGUGUGCAUGCGGGGUUUAUAAUUGAAAUCAAUAUUCUUGAUGAAUUGGUUCUAUUUAUUCACUUACUUAAAUAUGGAUAAAUCUAUGCAGUGUAUCCUUCAGAGAUUUUAUUUGUUCUGUUAUGUGAUUAGGUCUGAUUUUAGCACACCAGUUUGCAUAAAAAUAAUUACAAAACUAGCAUAUUCAGAUCCACUCUUUGUCUGGGAGGCCUAUUAAAAUGUAAAAUUUUCUUGUGCGAAAAGUGGAACGUUUUCUUUAUUAAUUAAUAUUAUAUUUUCCAGUAUUUAAAAAUAAAGGGAAAUUCUAUGUCACGGCUCAAGAUUUGAAAUCCUAUGAUAUUAGUGAGGCCUUAAGUUACUCACAAGGGCUAAAUAUUCAGUCAUCUAGAGUAAGUAGAAAAUUAGAUUCUUGCUCUAAGUACCAUAACCACUACAGAGCAUUUGUUAUCUGACUGCUUUGACCCAGUGAAUAAUGUCCAAUGUUAUGAAUUUAUGCUUUAGCAUAUGACUGCAGACUGGUAAGCCCAACUAUAGCAGGGGUGGAGAUUUUUCCAAAACAUCUCUUUUACGCUCAAUGUCGGCACUUGAAUUUAAUUCAGUAAUUUAAAUAUAUCGUUUUCCUUUUUGGUUGUUUAACACACAAUUUAAUUGUGGUUUUCAUGUAUCUAAUGGAUUUCUUUAGGCAGUGUAGUUGUAUGUAUGUUUUAUAGCUGUUCGUUCAAACUCCAUUCCUUAACAGAUUUCAAUUACAAAGGUGAUACUGCUCAGUCCUGAUUAUUUUCGAGAUGUAUCUUUUUUUUAAUCUUGAUGUUAUACAUUCUUAAAAUGCAUCUUCUCUUUUAAUUGUAACUUAGUGGCUCAAAAUAACUGUAGAAUGACACAAUUUGAUUAACCAUUUACAGGGAUAACUUUCUUCUUUUAACUAUCUUUUUAAAUAAGGGUGUGUAGAAGGGACACAUAGCCUUUAUAAUAAUUUUGUUGUGUCAGCCUAUUGUCUGGUGUGUCUGCUAUGGGUGACUAUUGUCUGGGCAAAGAUGAAAAAAAAAAAUAUAUACCAAGCAGGGUAGAAAAAUAUAAAUGAACUUGUUAAGAAAUAUCAAUAUCUGGAAUGCACUGCGCUAUUGUGUAGCUCAAAAAAAAAAAAUACUUCCAGAAAAGUAAUCCGUAAAAUAUACAGAACUAGAUAAGGGGGGAGCAGUACAGAAUACUAUGUAAAAUAAUACUAUAGUAGAAGAUACAUUUAUUACAUUAAAAAAGAUAUGUAAACAGUAGCAAAUAAAUUACCAAAAAUAUCAAGUAUAAGAAACAAACGAGUGCAGAUAAAGUAAUUUAACAUAAUGAGAUUGAUAGAAUAUUUUUAAAGUGUCCUCACACAAUAGAAACAUAGAAUAUGACGGCAAAUAAGAACCAUUCGGCCCAUCUAGUCUGCCCAAUUUUCUAAAUACUUUCAUUAGUCCCUGGCCUUAUCUUAUAGCUAGGAUAGCCUUAUGCCUAUCCCAGUCAUGCUUAAACUUCUUCACUGUAUAAUCCUCUACCACUUCAGCUGGAAGACUAUUCCAUGCAUCCACUACCCUCUCAGUAAAGUAAUACUUCCUGAUAUUAUUUUUAAACAUUUGCCCUUCUAAUUUAAGACUAUGUCCUCUUGUUGUGGUAGUUUUUCUUCUUUUAAAUAUAGUCUCCUCCUUUACUGUGUUGAUUCCCUUUAUAUAUUUAAAUGUUUCUAUCAUAUCCCCCCUGUCUCGUCUAUCCUCCAAGCUAUAUAUAGUCUGGCUCAUCUGUCCCCAAUAUAAAUAAUAUUCAAUUUUUGUAAUUUUUUUUGUUUGUGGAAAGUGAUGCCCUUAAAGUAUAUUCCUUUUAAGAAUAUUCUAUCAAUUUCUUGUUAAUUACUUUGUUUCAUUUCUUUCUCAGACUUGAUAUAUUUUGUUAAUUUAUCUGCUACUGUUUGUGUAUCUUUUUAUGUAAUAAAUGUAUCUUCAAUAGUAUUACUUGACAUAGUAUUCUGUGCUGUCUUUUCUAGUUCUGUAUAUUUUCCUGAUUACUAUUGCCUGGGCAAGUCACAGAACAUAACAUUCUAGAAAAUCAAUCUUAUUAAUUUAUAUUUAAAUGCACUUAACGUUCUUAACCCCAGAAUCAGAUACUGUGCAGCAUGGAGGUUCUUACUAGCCCUAUGUUUACACCAUUUCUAGGAGGCUGUACAGAAGAUGCUGGAUGAAGCAGAAAACCAGGUAAGGUCUAAAGAUUUCUUAUUCUAAGAAAGUGCUUUAGCUGCAGAACAAUGUAUGUAGGCAUGACCGUAGAAAUUGUUCUAGUAGGCUGAAAAGAAUGGGGAAGUCACCCCCCUCCCUCCCGCAGCCAUGUUGGCCUACCUCCACUUUUAUAAGGUGUGAUCAUUUGAAGCAACCCUGUUAUUUUUAUUGAUUUACUUAUUUUUCUUCCCUCACCCCCCCCCCUAUUCCUUUAUGAUUAUACUCCCUUGCCACUUGCCUUUAUAUGUGUUUAUUAUCUUUUUUCCACAUCACAAUAACUGGGCAUAGCCAUUUUGUUCUCUGCCUAUGAUAUUUGUCCUUCUGGGGGACUGAUGUUACGGAGGAUAGUGUGUGAAUUUUUGCUAUACUUAAGGAAAUGUAAUCCCUACUUUUCUUUAUGUAUUUUAAAGAGAUUCAGACACAGGGAUCUAUAUAGAAGCAGAUUAUAUGAAGCCUAUUUUUGGUGGAAUUUCUUGUUCCUUUUUGAAUAGCUGACUGACUACAUUCUACUUUCAUGUUGUCAUUCAAGCUAAAUGUUUGGUGAUUUACCAGUCUUAUAAUGUUUUAUCUGGGCUGUCUGAUCUAUGUAUACCUAUUCAUGUUUUAGCAUACUUUUUUUUAAUCCCUGUCUUUCCUUCCUAUUUCUUUCACAAAUCCUACUCCAUCCCCUCUAUAAUAUCAUUCUAUGUGUAAUUUGAUAUUAAUAUAUAAAAUAUUUUUUUCUAGCACUUGUAGAGCUUUUUUUCACUGCAAUCUCUGAGUAGAAUGGCAUCUGAAUGUAUAACGGCUUUUUAUGUGUAUACUGCAAAUAGCAACUGGUUUCAUGGUAGAGUAUCUGUUUAGCUCUUGUUCUGUAUAGAAUGGUAAAGAAAAGCAACUCAAAUUACCAAUGGCUUUGAUCCAUACUUUUUCAAGCGGCUUGAAUAAAAUCUAUACUUAAAUACCAAGCAUGUUAAAGUAAUGGUUAUUGUUUAUGAUGGAUGUAAUCUACAAGGAUGUUAUAGAAGAGCUACAUUUAAAGGAACCUUCCAAGCCAAACUGUAGUAGUGAUGGUGCCAGGAGUUCCCAAAAUAAGUAAUACAACCAUUUUAAAACCGUUUGACAACUUACCUGGGUGUUGCUGCCACACCACCUCCGCUGUAAGGACUUUAGAAAGUAAUUAACCUAUGAAAUAGGAUAAGCAUAAUGGCUCGUUUAUUAGUUUAGACAUAUAAUCUGUAAUUGUGGUGUUUGUCAACAAAAUCUGACUUGAAUGGUAUUCACAUUGAGAUGCUUAUUUUCUGAAUAGCUGGAGAAUGGCGAUACUUUUCAUAACCCAGAAACCCCGAAAGGAUAUGGCACAGAAAGGGAUAGAGCAAAUUGUCCAUUCUAUCUAAAAACUGGAGCUUGCAAGUUUGGGGAAAGGUAAAAAUCUACUUUUUUUUUAUAUUUUUUUGUUUAUUCCAUGGAUAUAUAGCUCAGAUUACUUCCUUUCAAAGACAUGAGGUCACAGGUGAAUUUGAUCUUUGAGAAAUAUACAUGCACAUGUAUAUGUUCCAUUUUAGAAAAAAACAAAAACAUAUGUAUAUAUAUAUAUAUAUAUAUAUAUAUAUAUAUAAGCUAUAGCUAUAGCUAUCAUAUGAGACAUGACUUGGUAACAAUGUGAGCAAAAGGUGUCAUAUUUCUUAUAACACAGUGAUUCUUUAAGAAUAUUAAUUAAAAUAUAAUCCCCACUGUAUAGCACCCUUCACUCCAGUCCUAAAUGGAAGGUGGUCAGGCGUUACCAAAUUUGCAUUUGAUCAAUUUUCCAUUUAAUGCCCUAGUUGUUACUUUAUAUCUCUAUGCAACUAACUAGUUGUGUAAGCGGAAUCUUUAAUGCAUCGAUAUGCACUUUAACACUUGCACCGUUCAAUUAAAAAACAAAUAUAUAUAUAUUUUUUUUACUUUAGGUUUCUUUUCUUUGAUGUAACAAAUUGUAUCAAAACUUCAGAUAUAAUUGUUCAUUCUUUUAUCUUUUUUCUUUCCAUGUUACACAGGUGUUCUCGCCGGCACAACUAUCCAUCUUGUAGCCAAACACUCCUUAUACGUGGUAUGUUUAUAACAUAUGGUAUGGAGCAGUGCAGACGGGAUGAUUAUGACACAGAUGCCGGUCUCGAAUAUGGUGAAGAAGAGAUAUACCAGCACUUUUUAGAUUUCUACGCUGAUGCGGUUCCUGAAUUUAAAAGCGUUGGCAAACUGGUUCAGUUCAAGGUAAGUCAGCUUGGAACAGAAAGUAACAGUUCAUGCGUCUUGAGUAAUGAGUGCCACAUCAUGAUUUGCAUAAUCACUUUAUAAACUGGAACUAAUACAUUUGUUCUCUAACAGAAGAUUGCUAUAAUACACUACAACAAUGAUGACUUAAUAUAUUUAUCCCAGAGAAUAACCAUACUCUAAUAUGCUAAAGUUUGAGCACCUCUAAAGGAAAAGAAGGUAGCACAGUAUCUUCACUGUACAAAGAAACUCUGCAUGUUUCUGUAAAUUUUAGUGCGUAUUCUAUUUUCUGAAAUUAACUGAUUGCAAUAUAAAAUGCAAAUGUGUCAUUUUCAGAAAUAUGGGCACCAUUUUAUUCAGUACUUGUUCACGGCCUUUAAACUCUAGGAAGCCAACACUCUUUCUGUUCUUGUUUAAGGAAUUGUUUUCCACACUUCCGUACAUUCGGUUGCUGUAUCUGCACUAUAUGUUUUUUCGAUCAACCCAGAGAUUUUCAGUAAUUUUCCAAGUAGAAUCAUUGUUUUGUCAUAAUUUUUACCAUCUUUUCAGCUUCAGUUUUUCACUCACAUUGAGUCACUUGUGUCUAGAACGGGAGUAGGCAACCUUUGGUAAUCCAGAUGUUUAAAACGAUAAAUCCCCUGAUGCUUUGCCAACAUUAUGGCUGUAAGCGUGUUAUGGGAGAUGUAGUGCACAACACAUGCCAAAGAUUUGCCUACUCCUAGGGUAUGUUGUUGUUGUUGUAUUUUUUUUUUUUUUAGCAGAAUCAAUUCUUCUCUCUGCCCUUACUGAAUUUCCCGUGCCACUGGCAGCCACCCAACUCUAAAACAUAAUAGUUCCACCUUCAUACUUAGCAGUUGAAAAGUUGUUCUAUUCUUCAAAUGUUUCUAGUUUUUAUUUUUAUCCAAACUUACCUUUGGUGAUUGUAGCUAGAAAGCUUGAUGCACAAUUCCGCUUCUGUUUUUAAAACAAACUUCUGAAAUAAAAGGAAAUCAUGACAUGUCACACAAGUCAUGUGUCCUUAAGGGGUUAAAUAGUAUUUUGGACAGUGGAGCUUUCAAGCAGGAAUUGAAUUGUCUUUUUUUUUUUUUUUUACAAUCUUCCUCUGCUUUAAAAUAGUAAAUUUUAUAUUUUUUGACCCUUAGCCAGCUGCUUAGCAUAGCCCAUUGUAGUUUUAGGAUAUGUACAACACCAUGAGUGCUUUCAAGUCCAGGCCAGAGGAUUUGUUAAGUUCUGGAACUGUCACCACAAGACUUUAAUCAAGGCUUAAUGAGUCAGUUUAGCCAAUUAGGAUUCUGAGUCUGUUAUAAAGAAAGCCACUAAUGGAUCAAUUUUACAUGCCACAUUUACUUUUUUUCAGUGUUAAAUUCAACAAAUAGUAAAUGGGCACAAACUUUUUCAAACAUUAGUUGAACUUGUUCACAAUUGUUACAACUUAUUUUAACAUAGAAAAUAAAAAAAAAUGCUGCGUAGAACACCUGUAGAAUAGUGUUAUUUCAAGAAAUUUACAAAAUAUGUACCCAUUGUUGCAUAUGCGAUUUGUUAUGAGCAAAUGUGGUGCAUUAAGUUUAACGUUGCGUUUGUUUUGUUAACUAGUUUGCUAACUCUUUGGAAGCCUUAUAACACCACACAGUAAUUCUAACUAAUAUAAUGUUCAAACCAGUGUAGGACAAUAUUACAUCUUUUAUCAACCAAAUUGUGAGGUUUUGUUUCUUUCAAACAAGAUUUCUGUUUCAGUCCUUCUUUCUAUAUAAUUUUAAAAAGACUCCAAGCUCCAUAACUCCUACAGUCUUCUGUAGUGCUAUAUGAUGCCAUCAGCACCCUGGUGCCAUCCCAGUGUACGGAGCUGGACUAGCUCAAUGCAGGGAGCUUGCAGGCUGCAGAGAAGCAAUGACCGGCAGACCCCAGAAAAAAAUAUCCUAAAUGUUUUGACUACAUACACUUGAAUGGCACCAGGGCACUCUUGGCACCUUAAAAACUACAGGAGGCUGUACUGGUUAUAGUGAUUGGGCUGUUUCUUCAAAUAAAACUUUUCCUUUCUUGUUUGUUUCCUUGUGAAUGUUAAAUGUCCUCAGGCUAGUUAAAGGGACAUCCUAAGCUGGAGUGGUCCCUCGUCAAUUUUAAUGCAUCACAUAGUUAGUUAAUUAAAAACUAUAAUCAAAAAUUUAAAACCGAUACAUUUGCCUAUAGUAUAUCCUUUAAAUUCUUGCUGUGGUUCACCAAUGGGCACAGGCUGCCUUAUUCAGGUAAGAUGUAUGAAUCAGACUGCUUCAUUUGCUGGCUUUGUAUGCCAUACAUUAUACACUUGUGUAGUGUUAAGCUGCCUUACUGGGAACGUCAUGUAAGUAACUUGACUGCCAGGGGGAAACAAGCGUUUAAGUUUUUUUGUUUUUUGUUUUUGUACAUCACUGCAGAUAUAAGACCGUGUACAGGGAUAAGACUGUGUACAGGGACACCGGAGCAGGUGGCCAAUGAUAGUGAAAGGAUCCUAAGUAAUAUUCUCCUAGCCAUGUUCUAUUUCCCUUCUCCCUCCCUUUACGUUCCCUUCACUUUCUCUCCUCACAGUAUUAUUUGCCAUUAGAAUUUGUAUUUUAAAAAAAAAUAGUUUGCUAUUAAUACUGUUUCAUAUCAUUUAAAUAACCUGGAAAAAGAAACUGAUACUUCGGUAUAGUAACUUCUUUGCAUUCGUAUGUUCUGGUAAUGGCCUUUGUAAAUAAAAUCCAGAAAAUUGACCUGAUACCAUUUCUACAGAUGUCCUCUGUGACACAGCUUUCUUAGAAUGAAAUAACACUACUUGUACACUGAGCAUUUUCAUGCUGUAUAUCAUGUCGAUUCUUGUAGUGGAAGAUGCUGAAUUAGUUCUACCUAAAUUAGCUGCUUCCUUGCUUUUAGAAGCAGAACGCUGCUUAAAUGCCUGCUCUACUCGUGACUAAUAUGUUUUCUAGGGAUAAUUACUCCAUUUACUGAAAUGCCAUGUAGCUAAAAACAAAGUAUAAUGGGAAUGGACAAAAAGCUUACUGUCAGCCCCAUGAGUAGUUUCCACUCUGGAUGGCGUUUUAGCUCACUUUGCUAUCGCAAACAGAACCAAUGCCAUUAGCAAAUCCAGGCCUCACUUGGAUAGAUUGGCCUCGCUUAGAUUGGUAGUAACUACAGACUGAAGAAAACAAGCAAACACUACACACACAGUUGCAAUAUAGUUAAAGUUUCUCUUUGCUCUUCAAUCUAAGUGAGGCCAAUCAAUACUUUUGUUUGUUCUUCUACAUGAUAUUUUCUGGUUAAUUUGAGCUAUUGCUAUUUCCAUAAGUAUUGAUGUGGGGUUUUUAUUUUUUUGGACUUUUUUUAUGACGUGUAACUGCUUUAUGAAUAGUUCUAACUUUAUUCUUAAUUUCAGGUUAGCUGCAAUUUUGAGCCCCACUUAAGAGGAAACGUAUAUGUUCAAUACCAAACGUAAGCAUUUUUGAUUUUCUUUUUCUUCCCUCACAGCAUUGUUCCUAUACAGCUAUGUUGGAUAAUAUUGUUUUUCUGCAACAUUUACUUUUCUGUUGCUAGGGAGGAAGAAUGCAUGCAGGCAUUUUCCUUGUUUAAUGGUCGAUGGUAUGCAUCGCGACAGCUUCAGUGUGAGUUCUCACCAGUAACUAGAUGGAGAACCGCUAUAUGUGGUAAGUGGUAAUGAUUUUUCAUGGAUAGUUUGCUCCAAUAUGAACAUGCCUUUCUGUGUUGUAAUUGAAUGUAAUAGCCUAAUGUGUUGCAGUAAAGUGUCAGACUUUGAACCUCCAUCAAGUGCUUACUCCUAGUAGUGAGGUCUUAUCUCUUGGAAGUAACAGGAAUUCAUUAAUCCUAACUGUUACAAUGUAGUAGUUAUGGUGUCAUGGUGAUGUCCUCUUGCUUUCUGUUUUCUUGUCUUGAAGGACUGAAUGUUUGUGUGUGGCACACCAUGUCUUUCUAAUAUCCGUGCAUAUGGGUCUUUUUCUCUCAAUGAGGACAUGUUACUCGUUAUGUUAACCAUGACAUGGACUGUGUUUCUUUCCCAUUCUCUUUGAUUAUUGUGAGAACUGUUUGGGAGAUAUCCUUAUUGUUUGCUCAAUAUAUCUGACGUGUGCAGUAAAGGAAGAGAAGAACAAGAGCUUGGGAUUGGACAGUGUAUUCUAAAAUGGGUGCCUUUAAAAUUUUAUCUUUGUGGCAUUCACUGAGAUUCUAAAACUUUGUGAAUGAUACUGCUCUGUAAAGGAGAGUUUAUUUAUUCAGCAUUCAGAGUUAAUACUUGUGUGUGAAUAAUCAGUCUUGUCAAAGUCUAGAAGCUCUUUGAAAUGGAAACAACAUAACAAAAGGGAGUCCCUGGGGAAUAGGAAUCCUUGUAUUUAAAACUUAUUUUGCUCUGAGGGUUCAUGUGUGUCUUGAGAGUUUGCAUUUAUGGAAUAUGAUUAUAUGGAGCAGAAAGAGAAACAGCAGAACUGUAUAGUGCGUGGAGAAUUUUUAGGUAGGACACAGUGUUAUGUUUUUGUCCAUAUCUGUGUAUUCCUGUUGUAUACAAAGAGGCUUUUUAUUGAAAGCAAUACAUUAACUAUAGAAGUAUGGUGAUUGUGGAUAAAUUUGGCUUUUAAAUUUGUAUGAUUUUUUUUUACCUUUGUAAGCGUUAUAUAAUGAGGAUAUUUUAUGGUACGCAGCAGAGAGAAGUGUGCCAUCCAUAUAUUGUGAAUGAGGAAGGAGUAAAACAUAGAAUUGAAAAAGCCCAAGCUUAGUUGUAGAAUAUUACAAUGUUCCUAUUUAUAUUCAUAGUAGGCAUGGAUGUCUGGGUUAAAAAGAACAGAUGGUACUUUGCUAUGCUGUACCAUGAGAAUUCUGGAAUGUGGAUUGGGGUUUUUGUCCUUAUAUUACUAGGGUUAUACUCUAACGUCAUUAUGGUCAUAUCUAUAUAGAAUAGUAAACAAAGGACCACGAUGUUCUUCUUGUCCGGCUGUUUAACUGUGUAGAACUCUCCCUUCACGAAUCCAGCAAUUACCAUCCUUGGGGGGGGUGACCAAUCACUAAAUAAAGUGAUUGUGAUCAUGUCACAGAGGUUUUAUAGCGCUGAGGAGGCGUAUGCCAUCCUUGCGUUAGAGCAUGGGUCGUCAACCUGGUCCCUACCGCCCACUAGUGGGCAUUUCAGGAUUCCAGGUGGGCGGUAGGGAUUUCAGAGAUUGGGUGGGCGGGUGCGAGCCGGCGGUACCCGUGCGACCGGGUACCGCCGUCACCAUUUUCGGCCCUGGCCCACGUGGCAAACGGCCGGGGCCGCCACCCAAGGGGUCCAUCGGGUGGCCCAUGCUGUCAGGGCCACCCGAUGGAUGUGGAUUGAGAGGGGGCCCGGUCAGCGCUGGGCGCCUUAACAGCGCGACCGGGCCCCCUAUUAUUACAUCACACGCUGGGAGGAAGUGACUGCACGUCACUCCUCCCAGCUAAAACUGAGAGCCGCGCGGGAGGAAGACCAGGGAGUCAGAGUGGGAACUCUGACUCCCAUGCACCUGAGCCACCACUGGACCCCAGGGAAAGUCACCCUCCUGCACCUAAAAGGUAGGAAACAGGAGGGUGACAAAAAUAUUUUGUGUGUAUGUGUCUUUGUAUGUAUGUCUUGUGUGUGUCUAUGUAUGUAUGUCUUGUGUGUGUGUGUGUGUGUCUAUAUGUAUGUAUGUGUGUGUUUGUGUCUUGUGUCUGUCUGUAUGUGUGUAUGUGUACCUGUCUGUUUGUAUGUAUGUGUGUGUGUUUGUGUCUGUCUGUAUGUGUGUAUGUGUACCUGUCUGUUUGUAUGUAUGUGUACCUUACUGUUUGUAUGUAUGUGUGUGUCUGUAUGUAUGUGUGUGUCUGUAUGUAUGUGUGUGUCUGUAUGUAUGUGUGUGUCUGUAUGUAUGUGUACCUGUCUGUAUGUAUGUGUGCCUGUCUGUGUGUGUGUGUGCGUGUCUGUAUGUGUGCCUGUCUGUUUUUCUGUAUGUGUGCCUGUCUGUUUGUAUGUAUGUGUCUUUUUAUGUGUGUGUGUGUAUGUAUGUGUGUGUCUGUCUGUUAUAGUGGGCUAUAGUAAGUGGGCUACCGAGCUAAGCCUUCCUACUGGGCAUUGCUAUAAGGAAGGUUACAAAAUAGAAAAAAGGGAUAAAAAAGGUGGGGAGGGGAAUUGAGGAGGGAGAUGAGAUGAGCUGACGCACAGAUGAGAAAUCCUAUUAUGCGCAAACAGAGAAGUCGUCUGAAUAUCACCGAAAGAGGAGACCUUCGUUUGUUCCUUACGAAAAUCGAACCAGAUAUCAAAUAUUUAGUCUUGCAGCAUCAGCCUCAAGGAUCUCAUUAAUCACUAGUAAAGGUAAUUUCAAUUUACUUUAUUGUUUUCCAAUUAAAAUUUAUAAAGUUAAAAAUAUUAUAAACAUGCAUUAUGUAGAAAUAAAAAGAUAAAUGUACGUACAUUUUUUUUUAAAAACACCCUCCUUUCUAAAAAAUAUUCCGCACUUGCGCGAAAACUGGUGGGCGGUAAGGAAAUUUUUCCAUCAAGAAAGAUGCAUUAGUGGGCGGUAGGUAGAAAAAGGUUGACUACCACUGCGUUAGAGUCUGACUCCGACCUAGAUUUUGACCCUGCCAGGUGCUCAGAUACAUCACUAGAUACAGUGUCUGCUGCUAGUGAUGUAUCUUGUUAUGAUAUAUCUGUGGCUGCUAGACCCCAUGCCUCAAAGAGACGUGCUGCUCGAGCUGGCAGUGCUGCUGAGGAAUGGGCAGCGCCUCAUCAGAGGCCAGAUAUCCCACCCUUUACCGCAAAUCCUGGCAUCAAUGUGGAUGUCGCAGGAUUUAGCCCCCAACAGUUUAUGGAGGUGGCAGUAACACAUAACAGGAGCUGAUAAUCAAUGCCUAAAGUACAAUGUGCAUGAAAAGUGUUAAAAUGCCACCAUUUGAAAUAACCUAGGGUGUCUACUUUUCAAAAAUAUAUGGUUUGAUGGGGGUAAAAUACAUUGCCGACUUCAAAAAUGUCCCAAAUAGGACAUGGGUGCAUGAUGACCAGCUGUGAAAAGUCCAAGUUGGAAAACUGCAAUGCGCACCCUCCAAAUAAGGUCUUUUAGCCUCCAGAGAACCUGACACACCUGUACAUGGUUGGUAUCACUGUAUUCAGGAGAUGUUGCUGAACUCAUAUUGCGGUGUUCUUUGUCAGUAACACAUAACAGGAACUGAGAAUCCAUGACUAAAGUACAAUCUGUGUGAAAAAUAACCCAAAAAAUGACUACCCAAAAGUUUGACAAAGACUGGUGGUAGAAUUAGUCACUAAGGGGUUAAAGUAUGUAAUAAAGUAGUUGUAUUACUAAAUUUUUUAUCUUAUGGCUUUAUAUUAUUAUAUAACUAAUUCUCCUCUUUCCUUGACAUAGGUUUAUUUGAAAGACAGAAGUGUCCCAGAGGGAAGCACUGUAACUUCCUUCAUGUGUUUAAGAAUCCAAAUAAUGAAUUUUGGGAAGCAGACAGAGACUUCCAUUUGUCCCCUGAUAGAACUAGCACCUCAGACAGGAGAGAACGGUCAGGACGUUUAGAAGAGUAUGGCUUCUCUAAGCGGCAUCAUAGUCCAAGCCCUGAUUACUCAAGCAAGCGAAAUGGGGAAUCUAAGAGGCACAAAAGUAGCCAUCAUCACAAAAACAAGAAGCAUCGGUCACGCCGAUCGAGAAGCCGAGAAAGGCGGUCACGUAGCAGGGGCCGAAAAAAGCAUAAGCACAAGAGCCGCAGUCCUUCCAGAUCCAGAAGCCGCAACAGACUGUCCAGAAGCAGAUCUGCAAGCUGCAACAGAAGAUCGAGAAGCCGGAACAGACGGUCCAAAAGCAGAUCUGGAAGCCGCAGCAAGAGAUCUAGAAGCCGGAACAGACGAUCCAAAAGCAGAUCUGGAAGCCGCAGCAAGAGAUCUAGAAGCCGGAACAGACGAUCCAAAAGCAGAUCUGGAAGCCGGAACAGACGAUCCAAAAGCAGAUCUGGAAGCCGGGACAGACGAUCCCAAAGCAGAUCUGAAAGCCACAGCAGGAGGUCCAGAAGCUGUGAUAGGUGGUCCAAAAGUAGAGAAAAAUCAGAGAGCCCCACAAGUCAGAAAUAGCAGACAAGGUAUUUCCAUUAAGUUUAUAUCAAGUAAAUAAAUGCUGUUGGGUUUAACCGUGUCCCCUCUUUCACAUUUUAUAUAACACCCUAUUUCAAGAGAAAAUAGCACUGUUAUAAAAGUGCUAAAUUGCACCGUCCCAGCUGUCAGACAGUACAAAGUGGAAGGCAAUUUUUCACAUGGCAUGCAUCCUGCCCUCAAUGCCUCUCUCCUGGCAGGUGGGGCAGAACUGCAGUUAGGGACCCUCAUACUGGUGGAUAAGAGUAAAGUUAAGCAUAAAUGGGAGCGCAGGAGUCUUUGGAAACACUUCAGUGAAACCUCUGAGUAAGUGGCCAAAUUAAUGUGUGAAUAGGAGCAAUUUGGCUGUUUAUCUCCAGCCAGGUUCCAAACUAUGUCCCGAGUUGAAGUAAGAGAUGUUCUUUAGCUGCAGAUUCUGAGAUCUCAGUUUGACACGCCUUGACCUAAACACUUUUAAUGUAAAAGUCCACUAUGGGGAGUUUUAAAGAUCAAAACAAAAAACUACGGGGUAGCUACACCUUUUGGAAGCUAUGGUUGGUUCUCCCAUCUAAGAAAUCCAUCUUUAAAUUUGGGAAUUGUGAUAUAUAUAUUGCAAAGAUAUGGGCUUACAUGUAUACCACUGUACAGUCCAAUAAGAAUACUUCAACUAAGAGUAAUGUUUAUAUUUGCGUAAACUAGAAUUGUAGUGUAGAAUUGCCCAUUUAUUCCGUGUCAGAAUGGAACACAUGUUCACAUGGUACUGAAUGUUCUCUUUAAAACUUGACAUUUCAGCAACAUAACAAAUUGCUUAUUUUCCUGAUUGAUGUCUUGAUUAGUGCAGCAGGAUUAUGCAGAAACUGCUGGACCAUUCACAGCAGUUUAUUGCUAUGCAUUGUGUAAAGGUUAAAAUGUACUAAAGCAUCAAAUACGUUUGAUCAAUAGAUGCAGCUGUGAACACAAAUGACUUCUUUUUUUUUUCAUGAAAAUGUGUAAGCUUUUUAAUAAAGAGCACGCUAAAGCAAAAUGUAAAAGAUUAAGCUUUAAUUUAACUACAGCCAAAGAAAAAGUUACCUUCGCACUAUCCCAAAUCCCUAAUGCACAUUUAAAUAGAUUUUUUUAGUUUCACUCCAGUGGCCAGUAAAAGGGUAAGCCCACCUGCCACGUCAAGGCAAACCUCUUAGGUGAGUCUUACACUAAUAAGUCACCUUGUUGCUUUCAGCAAGAUGAAUGGCACCCCAUGUGUUCCCUAUUAAGGGUUAAUAAGUAUGUAGGGGUUUAGAAAGAUACCCCUCUUUGUCUCAUUACAGAUAUUGUCUUUUAGGUUAAAGCAGCAAGAUGAAUUGUUAGUGUUAGACUCACUUAAGAGGUUUGCUUUGACGUGGCAGGUGAGCUUAACAUUUAAUGGUUAUUGGAGUGAAACUAAAAAUACCUCCAGUUAUUUAAAUGUGUACUAUGGUCAUUGCUGCUAUCCAGGAGUGGUGGGAGUGUGAGCGCAAGACUUUUGUGUGUUUUUAUUUCAAAAAUAGAUCUCUGCAUCCAUAAUAUUUAAAUGCCAUUGCCUUGAACCAAACAUACCAUAGAGCUGGUUUCCUAAACUCUAAGCUCGUUUGAGCAGGGUCUUCUUCCACCUACUGUUCCUGUAAUUUUUGUAAUUGUCUCAUUUAUUUUUAAAUCUCCCCCUUCUAUAAUAUUGUAAAGCGCUACGAAAUUUGCUGACGCUAUAUACAUGCCAAUAAUAAUUAUAGUCUUAUUGGCUGUAAUAAUUCUAAAUGGUCACUAAUUGUACAAAGUUAUUGUAAUAUAAUGUAUUCAUGGGUGUACAGAUUAACUUCUAUUCCCAUCCAGAUGUUUUAUUGGAGAACCACCUGGAUUGCCCCGUUUUUUUUUUUUUCUCCAAUUCUCUCUGGCUGCUAUGCCGCAAUGAGUUGUGCAUGAUACAUGCAGUGCCUUCUCAGUUUGGAGAGACAGUGCUGCAUGGGUUAAUUUGUCCAUGCAUUCAGCCUCCCUAACCAUCACUUGGUCCCUUUGUGCUCAAACAAUACAAAUAUAUGUUGGAUCAGUCUCACCUUUUAUUUGCUCGCAAUUCAGUCAGCACAAUGUACAGAAUGCCUUUAAAUUAAGUUUACUUGUGUGGGCUGCUCAAUAAUAGUGUGUGACUCCGCAGUGCACAAUCCUGUUCUCUGGGUAACUUAAUUGCAAGGCAGUUUACAUUUUUUGUUUGUUUUUCAGGUAUUGUGGUAAAUCACAAAUAA
Molecule: messenger RNA, 24506 nt
Organism: Pelobates cultripes (western spadefoot toad)
Lineage: Eukaryota; Metazoa; Chordata; Amphibia; Anura; Pelobatidae
Source: the annotation of a GenBank genome assembly